Molecule: messenger RNA, 5984 nt
Organism: Cataglyphis hispanica
Lineage: Eukaryota; Metazoa; Arthropoda; Insecta; Hymenoptera; Formicidae
Product: muscle M-line assembly protein unc-89-like
Exons: 1
Coding region: 13-1911 (632 amino acids)
Source: RefSeq, a predicted model, not a curated record
GAGAUCUCAUGGAUGAUCGAGGAUCUGGACGCCAUCGAACCGGCGCCGUUGGAGUCGCAGAGGACACCGACGAGGCUCUGCAGCUGCGAGGGGGUCGACGUUGUCAGUCGUCAAGAGCGCGGUCAGCUAUGGAAAUUUCGCAGCACCGAGGUGAGAUGGGGCACCAGCAGCUUCCUGUCGCCCGACGACGCGAUCCUGGAUCUGAGGAGGCGCACCAGCGAGACCACGGAGUUCCGCUGGGAGCUUCACACCUCCAGCACCGAUCUGGAUCUCGCCAGAAAGACGAAGUGCAGCUGCCACAGCCUGACCCCGGAGACGAAGAAGCCGGAGGGAACGCAACGCGGCGAUCUCAGAAAGCACCACAGCGCGGAAACGGACAAGUGGUCGGACAGACCGGAGAACCUGCUGAUGCCGAUACACGACCUAAGGAAGCACAGUAGCGAUGACACGAGAUUCGCGAGAGACGCAAAGUGGUUGCAAGUGCCGGACGUGAUGCCCAAUCCGAAGCCCAAGUGCACUUGUCCCAAGGUGAAGACUCCGCCACCGCCGACACCUAUGGAACAGAAGGUGCCGGUGGUAGAGCCGGAGAAACCGGUGCAGAAGGAAGAGAAAAGACUGUACUAUUCGAAAUCUCUGACGCCCGAUGAGUCAGCUAUACCGUGGGAAAAACCGGAGAUCAAAAGGCAAGUUAGCGAGGAUCCGAGAGCCGUCAGGAAGGAAAAGUCGAGAGAGCGACCGAAGCUGGAGCGCUCCGCUCAGGUGAGAAGCGAGAGUUCCAGAAGAUGGGGCUUCAAAGACAAGGAAAAGGAUAAGGAAAAGGAGAAGGUCGUCAGCCCAGCGGAGAGCAAGAAACCGUUACGAGCAAGAUGGGCGAUGAAACCGCACGUCUCCCUGCCCGCCGAGACAAAAAAGUCAUCGAAGUGGUACAGGAGUCAAGACGAGACGAAGAGCAAGAGUCUACGUGAACGGCCCAAAUACAGCAUACGCAGGAGCAUGUCACCGGAACCGGAUCCGCGACAGAUGACCAGGCUGGAGAACAGGAUCGUUCGGCGUUUGAUCUCACCGGAAAUCAGCAUUACGAGCACCAAGUGGGCGCCCUACGAGGAUUCGUCGCCGUUACCGACCAUCGGGAUAAAGAAGCGCGAGCAAAAGCACAUCAGCGAGAUCAAGUGGACGCCGUAUGACGAGUCGCCGAGCGACAUCCCGGUCGAGAUGAUUGACGACAAGAAAUGGUCACCUUUCCAGAACGUCACUCCCACACAUUGUCCGCCGCCGGUGGCGGCUACUCCCGCCAAGAGCGACGACGAGGACUUCCGAUGGCGGAUUCUUAAUCAGGUCGCGCCGUUUCCGCUCUACCAGGGCGGCUGGAAGGACGAGUCGCCGGAGAAGACGCCGCCGAAGAGGAUCGCCACGCCAGAAGAGAUAAUGGGGACACCGGUCUGGUCGCCGAUGGUCCCUACCACGCCAACCGGCAAGCGGAAGAGCAUCGCGCAGCCCCAGGAUCAAUCGCCGGAGUACUCACCGACGGCGCGCAGACCCAGCAAGCCCCGGCUCACCCGCAAAGGUGCAUUCAGAGCGAAAACGUCGAUUCCCACUACCAAUCCGCUGGAAGACAGACUGCCCCAGGCCGGGCCACCGCCGAAGAUUACGCCGCCACCGACGGUGGUGGUGCGCGCCGCUAGCGAAGACUCUAAACGGCAGAGGCCCCUGCUAACCAGGUCCAAAGCCUUGCUGGAGGUGCCGCACAUAGACGCGACGAAGAGAUCGCUGAGCGAGGAGGGACCGCGAAUACGUCCCCGCGAGCGCCCUAAAGUACCCACAAGAACUCGCAGCGAGGAGGUAUCCAAGUACGACGAUCCCUGGUUCAGAUCCGAGUCGCCCGAGAUGCGCGAGUACGUCACGACGGUGUGACGAUAGCUUCCAGGAACCAUCGCCGACGGCAUUGGUCUCCAUAUUUUGUAACCGACGCGCUUAACUAAAGGCAGCUCAGCAUCGUGCGAGAUCGCACGUGUAAAACGAAGAUCGUGUUGUACAGCUUAUAUACGCGAGAGGAAUUAUUAUUUUCUAAUACAUCCAUACUAUUAUCGUGGUUUUAUAAAGUUACCAAAUAAAAAAAAUAAAAUCGAACUGAUAUAGAGCAAGACGACGACCGUUGAAAGAGAAGCUAUUCGAAGAAAGAGGCGUCCGAAGGAGUACGCUUGACUGUUCCCUCGCAAGGGCCUCACGAAGAGUACCACAUCUUCGAAACCACCUAAAAGACGAGACGGCGGGCCGGGGAACGAAAAAAUAAACAAGGAUCUGGAAACGACGAAGGGCAAGAAGAGAUAAGAGCUUCUAAUACACGAUCGUCCGCGCGAUGGACGCUGUGAAAACUUCGUUGGCCUACACGAAGACUACGAUGGAAAAUAUCGAAGGGAGAGGAAGCUGGAAAAAAUCAUACUGACGAAUCGACGAUCAUUUCCAUGAGAGAAAGAGAGAGGAGCUAGAGGAACCGGACGGGAGUCGAGGGGUCAAGGGACUGACUAUUAUUUAAAUAGCGUAAUAUAUACAUGUGAGUUUUCUCGUCGCGCUCGUUGAGGAGAAGGCAUUCAUUCCUCCUCUCGUGUGCGAUGAGCCUGAAUGUUUCUCAGCUCAAGACGACAUGCAAACGAUCGCGCUCGCGACCGGGGGACGUCGCGAACUUUAAGGCGGAACGAAGGGGGGAGGGGGGGGGGGAAAGAAAAAUUUGCGUCGCCCGGUGUGCGAGACGACAGUUCAAUUGUAGCGCGUUGAUUGAUAGCCUCUAACGUAAUUAGUAAUAUAAUAUUAACGAUUAAAGUAUCGACUAGUAGGAAUAAUAACGAUGACGUGAGUCUGUAGCGCGAUUAAAAGAGAGAGAAAGAGAUGCGUCCGCGAUUGGAGCGAGAGAGAUCCGCUCGAUCUCUCGCGGAUGGAUCGCGCGCUCGAGAUGCUAAGUAUAAAUUGAUGUAUGUACAUGCCGCGUACAUAUAUACGUUAAUUAAAUGUAAAACAUUUGUAACGUUCGCGAGUCGAUGCGGCUAUAUGCAAGAGAGGGGGAGAAGAGAAGGAAAAAUCGCAAGGAUGAUGCGCGUUUCGAGGGCGCAUCGUCGCGAUGUGAAAAGCGAUCGAAAUUGCCUCGUUCCAGGGGCAAAUCUUGAUUCUCGAGCUUGAUUCUCUUGGAUCCGCUCUCGAUCGAGAGUGCCACGAUGCUCGGUACGAAGUCAUCGACUCUCUUUGUUAUCUUCGUUCUCACCUUCCUUGCGUUCUCUUUAUAUACGUGAUAUCAGCGAGAUCGUCGAACGCGACUGAUCGAUCGAUUUCGUUCGUACGGACGACAAUCCCGUGCCCGUGAAUCGUGAUUAGAGGAAAAAAAUUGGGAGCGCGUACAUAAAGAAAAUAUGUAUGCGCCCCGUGUGUGCCGGUGCGUGCAAUAUUAAUUAAGGACAGGUCGGUGGACAGCCCGCGUACGAAUAAAUAGGGGUACUUAAGGUGGGGUAGAAAGCUAUAUAGAUUUUAGGUAUGUCCGUGGGGACGGCUUGCGAGUCACUCAAUCAUUUCUCCCAUUUUUUUUUCUUUUUCUUUCCUUUUUUUUUUUAUCGACUCGCCACGUCGCCGCUCGCGCGAAGAUGUGUUCGUCGCCCCCUCUUGGACUGGGGGAGAGGGAGGUGGGCGAAAGGGGGAUGUCCCGCACGAAUCUACCCCUCGUGAUCUUUUCUAUAUCGCGUAUCUCAAGAACGACGAGAACUCGACUCGUGAUUACUGCAUACGGGGUGUUCUUUCGCUUAGCAUCCCUUAUUAAGGCAUUCGAGCGACGACGCUCAUCAGUUGGCUUCUCGUCGGCGGAUACAUACAAUCUCAUGUCGUCCGAACUUAGAUCGCCCUUAGAAUAUAAAUAGGACAUAAUUUUAUUAUUUUUUUUUAUUUUUUUUUUUUUAGGAUAACACCGUAAUUAGUGCUACGGGAUAAAUCGCUCAUCCGAUAAAUUCAUGCGCGGAAUUUCGUACUUCACUCAUUUUCUCUCUCUCUCUCUCCCUCUCUCUCUCUGUCUCUCUCUGAGAGCUCCCUUUCGUUUCCUUCUACCUUCAUUGAUCUCUAUAAUCGAGCCACCGAUCGAUGAACGAUUAGUGAUAUUACGACUAGCGAUAGAAGUUAACUUGAGUAUCCGUAGCGAAGUAUAUCCGAAGAGAGGCCGUUUACGUCGUUCGUUUAUGUCUGCAUUCCGUUCGGAUUCCUUGUGAGCGUCACGAGAUCGAGCGCGAUCGUCCGCGAACGUGCGUUUUUCUUAAAUGUAAAGGAGAAGAAGAGAGGGAAAAAAAAAUCUCUCUCUCGAGCGGAGAUAGCAGGAACAAAGUGUCAAAAGAAAAUUCAAAGAUCGCGCGGCUCGUUUUGACGAGACGGGGUAACGCCACCCUCUUUAGACGACGGGGCUUAAGACUGAUCCGCCCUCGCGAUUUAUCCGGACGCGGAAAACUUCGUGGAAAAACGCACAUGGGAGUUGUCAAGCGGGAAGGGGAAACGCGGUGCAUUCGAGCGAACGCGCGGGCUCGUCCCGCAAAGGGAUGAGCGGGAAUUAUAUUACACACACACACACACACAUACAAACGUACAUGCAUUAUGCGCUACAUAGCCAUUCGUUUCUCCACGAAAAUUACAUAUACAUAUAUAAAUAUAUAUAUAUAUAUAUACAUAAAAAUAUAGUUUUCUCCCUCGUAGUGCGUACACAUAGCGGUUUAUUACGAGCGCGCGCGUACCACUGUAUGAUAUUAUAUAUAGCGUAAGAAAAAAAAAAAACGCGCGCGCGAGAUACUGUAUCGAGGAUAGGGGACAAGCGAUGCUCACGAGAGAUUCGCCGCGUUUCAUUCAGGGGCUCCGGAUGAUUUUUGGGCGUCGCCCGGAUGAAGAGUGAUAACGUGUGACUGACUCUCGUACGCGCGUUCGUUCGAAUAGUAUAAUAUAAAGCGAGAGAUGACUCUAUAUAGGGUUUCACGUUUCGUGGACGCUACUACAGUAUAAGAACAAAUUGUGUAUCCGUGCUGCCAUUAGCGUUAAAGCGGGAAACGGAAGUGUGCAGUGAGGUAUGAGGACAAGCCAAAGUAUAUAGUUAAAAUACACACACGAAUUUAUGUCUACGAAGAGACGACACACAUAUAUACGUAUAGAGAGAAAGGAAGAGAGAGAGAGAGAAAAUGUGUGUGUGUGUGUGUGUAAGAAAAAACACGAGAAAGAGAGAGGGAGAGAAUGGUUUACACACAAGCGCACGCAUAUACCUUACGCUUAGUUGCGUAAAUCCGUGUAUACAUAAAGAAAAUGGGGCGAGUGAGAGAGAGAGAGAGAGAGAAAAGAUUUUACAAAUGUCUUUUUCUUAUUUCGACAGAGUAAGCAAUAGAGAGGGGGAUGAUAAAGGAUUCGAUUAAUUAAAUUGCGAUUUUUGUAUUCGCACAAUCACACGAUAUUUUCUAUCGAGAGCUAUUUUUCAAACAAUCUUCUCUGAUACGGAAUUAAAUGAAAGAAUCGUCAUUGACGAAUAGAUUUUACUGUCGAGACGAAUUAAGGAAUUAAAUUAACGGACAACAAAAUCACAUUCGCUCGUUUUAUAUUUUCCUCGAGCUUAUAUACGGAGUUUCGCGAUUAAGUAUCAAUGCACACAUCAAUCGAAUAAGUAUUCUGGAUCCAGGAGUGAAUUCCGUUUCCGCGACAAGUGAGUAAAUAAGUUUAGGGACCUUCGUGUUGAGUAAUUAGCAAUCCCUCAUCCUGUGUAUAUCGUAUUAAUCAAGAGCCAUUCAUCACGGACGUUCAUCAUGAGCAGUACGUGCGUAUUUUAGCGGUAUAAAAGACACACACACACACACACACACACGCAUACACACACACAAAAGGAAACCUAUUAAGACGAAUUAUCUAUAUGAGCGAAUCUUGGUUCAUUAUAGAGUAUGCAGUAUGUAUAUUGUAUUUCGAAAUAUAAUGUGAUCGAAUCUGUUGUCUGA